This is a messenger RNA of Cornus florida, 1641 nucleotides long. RefSeq lists its product as uncharacterized. Lineage: Eukaryota; Viridiplantae; Streptophyta; Magnoliopsida; Cornales; Cornaceae. The transcript has 3 exons. The coding region runs from base 1 to 1641 and encodes 546 amino acids. The record is from RefSeq and is a predicted model, not a curated record.
AUGGUCAAACAUAAAGACCCUGGUAGUCCGACUAUCACUUGUAGGAUUGGCGAAACUUUUGCUGACCAGGCCCUAUUGGAUUUAGGUGCUAGUGUGAACUUGUUACCUUAUUCUGUGUACCAAGAGUUAGGAUUAAAUAAUUUGCGAAAAACCGAUGUUAGAAUCCAAUUAGCUGAUCGAUCAGUUAAGAUUCCAAGGGGUAUCAUUGAGGAUGUGAUUGUCAAAGUGGAAGAUUUUUAUUAUCCAGUCGACUUCAUUGUUCUAGACAUCCAAUCUACUCAAGGUAAACAGAUUCCCAUCAUUUUAGGUCGACCAUUCUUAGCUACCGUCAAUGCAUUGAUCAAUUGUAGAAAUGGGAACAUGACCUUAACCUUUGGAAAUAUGAAAGUCGAAGUGAAUGUGUUUAGUUUGAUGAAACAACCCCCCGACUCAGAUUUUAUUGAAGAAGUUUGUCUCGUUGAGUCGUUGAUCGCUAAAACCUUUGAGCAAUCCUACCCUAGGAAUCCACUCCACCAAUGUCUAGCUCAUUUUGGUGCUGAUUUUGAUGAGGAUAAUUAUAUUGAAGAGGUCAAUGCCUUAUUAGAUUCCACUCCAAUCUUUGACAUACCUAAGUACCGACUCCACUUUGAAUCCUUGUCUUCACCAAAUCACCCUAAAUCUGAAACAGUGAAAGAGUCUCCUAAAGUUAAAUUAAAGCCUCUCCCUGAGACUUUAAAAUACUCUUACCUAAGUGAAUCUGAUACUUUUCCUGUGGCGAUAGCCUCUGACCUAACCCAUAACCAGGAGACCCAGCUACUUGAGGUGCUUAGGGUGAAUAAAGAAGCCAUAGGUUGGUCUAUUGAUGAUAUCAAAGGCAUUAGUCCUUUAGUGGUGCAACCCCAGAGGAGACUGAAUCCUAACUUGAAGGAAGUUGUCCGUACUGAAGUUAUCAAACUCCUUGAUGCCGGUAUGAAGUCCGACAUUAUUGUCGUUCCCAAUGAUCGCAAUGAGUUAGUUCCUACCCGUGUCCGAACAGGGUGGCGAAUCGCACGACCUUUGACCCAUCUUCUAGCUAAGGAUGCCCCAUUUGAGUUUACUGAUGCUUGUCACUCUGCUUUUGAGCAAUUAAAAUCCGCUCUCACUACUGCACCCAUAAUCCGACCACCUGAUUGGAACCUACCCUUUGAGAUCAUGUGUGAUGCAUCAGAUUAUGCAGUCGGAGCUGUUUUAGGGCAAAGAGUUGAUAGAGCACCCUAUGUCAUCUACUAUGCUAGUAAGACCCUGAAUGAUGCCCAACUCAAUUACUCCACCACUGAAAAGGAAUUGUUGGCGGUAGUGUUCUCAUUUGACAAAUUUUGCUUUUAUUUGAUAGGAUCUAAGGUCAUCAUUUAUGCCGAUCAUGCUGCGUUGAGGCAUCUUCUCUCCAAAAAAGAUGCCAAACCUAGGUUGAUACGAUGGAUCUUACUCCUUCAGGAAUUUGACCUUGAAAUCCGUGAUAAGAAAGGCUCUGCGAAUGUAGUAGCUGAUCAUUUGUCUCGUCUAGCUAUUGAUUCGAUUAGUAAUUCUCUUCCCAUCUCUGUUUAUUUCCCUAAUGAGCAACUUUUUGCGGUAUCUCCUGCACCAUGCUAUGCCGAUAUUGUCAAUUACAUUGUCACAAGUUAA